This is a messenger RNA of Patella vulgata (common limpet), 4890 nucleotides long. Its product is annotated as transmembrane protein 64. The record is from RefSeq and is a predicted model, not a curated record. The transcript has 4 exons. Bases 185 to 1183 code for a protein of 332 amino acids. NCBI's taxonomy places the organism in Eukaryota, Metazoa, Mollusca, Gastropoda, Patellidae.
CUUUGUUUGUAUUACUCGUGUAACGUUUUAGACAUGAGCUGAAUUUAUUAAUAAUACCUUCUUGGAGUUGAAUUUCAACUAAAAAAUUAUAUUUACUUUUACGUGGUUCAAAAAGAACCACCCAAAGCUUGAAUACAAUAAUACUCAACAAUGUAAUACUCAAAAACGUUUAAAAAAAAUAAUAAUGGAAGCUUCUAACCAUCAGAAGCCACCUCCAUUCCGAGUGACAUCGGCAAUGAUAAUAGGGGGAAGAACAGCAUUGGAUGAAGUGUUUCUCCCAAUUUCCGACAGCAGUUGUUUGAAAUCUCAGCAGUAUGAAUUGAAACCACUCAUGCAAAAUGAGGAAGGUGAUGAGCAAGGUGAAAGGAACGAAGAAAAUUGUGAGAGGACUUCUUCUGCAUUAAAUGAUCUUUUACCGAGUCAUGAUACAGAGAAAUCAAAUCGCUGUUAUCAAGCAUCUAUUACCUCUGUUAUAGUGAUAGCCUUCAUUUUGUUGUUAGUGAUUUUUGGGCAUCAUUACAUCAAAACACUACUUUUAUGGAUUGAAAGUCAAGACAUCGAAGUGGGUUGUGCUAUUUUUCUAGUGCUGUAUAUAAUAAUUUCAUUUCCCAUAGCCUGGGGUUAUAUAUUGUUGAUGUUAGCGGCAGGAUAUUUAUAUGGGUUUCUUUACGGCCCGUUGUUAGUGCUUUGUUGUGCGUCUGCAGGAUUGCUUGUUUCUAAUAUUGUUAUGAGACACUGUUGUAGACAAUGUUUUAUUGCCAAAUUUUAUAGUCAAAAAGUUGCCGUGAUAAUUAGUGUCAUAGAGAGUGACCAAGGUUUUAAAGUCAUUGCCCUGACAAGACUGACCCCAAUUCCAUUUGGUCUUCAAAAUGGCUUAUUUGCUUUAGCAGAUAUCUCUCUUUUUAGAUACUACACAGCUUCUGUGUUAGGACUGAUGCCAAUGGCUAUUUUAAAUUGUUAUAUGGGAUCAACUUUACGAUCUAUGGAUGAUGUUUUAAGCGAUGAAUCAAAUAAAACAACAGCCUACAUGAUAUUUGGUGCUCAGAUAUUGGUAGCUAUUGGUUUAUUGGGUUUUGUGAUACGAAAAGCUCGAGUUGAGUUGAAGAAGACAGUGGACAGUAUAAGUCAUGUUGAUAAUACAGAUGUAGGUAGUUAUAUUAAUAUUGAUAUACCACUUACGUAGGUAUUUACAACAACACAAUCAGACAUAGUCUCCAUUAUUCCAGCCUAUAUUAUCUAUCUGAAUAUUGAUCUUGACAAAAUAGUAUUAUAUUCUCUAUAUGGUAAUUGGCCCUGUUCUCAUAUACUGGAAAUGUCAACUGAAUCCACAAGUUGACAGUGUACUCUGUAUAUUUUAAAUACAGGGUUAAGAUCAUUUUUCCUCACAACCAAUCGUAGGACAUAAAAUGUAUGAACUUUGACACUGUAUACAGAUUUAGUGUUAUUUUGUUCAGAUUAGUCGAAGCAGAGACCAUGUUCGUUUGUAGAAUGGAACGAUGGACAGGGAUUGUUAGCCCAUACAUAAACCAGAUAUAACCCAAAUUGUGGUCAGAAAUGAUUUACCUGUCGAAUAGGACAGCUUUUGAUCAAAAAUGUCAUUAAUUUGAUAAAUGACAUUGUAAUGAACAUUACAAAAUUUUUAUGAUAUGCAAUAAUUAUGGCAAAUCACCUAGCCUUUCAAAGAUUGGGUGCUGUUAGUCUAAAAAUUUGUAGAAUUCAUUAGUUAAUUUAUUUAUUUAUUUAUGAAUAAAGUUUAGUCAAACAGUGUACCCCGUAUAGUAUAUCUGGAUUUGAUACAGACUAGUCAAUUGUUUCUAUUAAAUAUAACCUACUUGUAAUGAGAGCUAAGGAGGUCUUAUUUAUUAUUUUGCUCCAAGCAGGGUCACUUUGACACCCUGUUUCAAGAUCCAAUGAAAAGUUUAUUUAUGAAUGUGUUAUAAAUUUGUUAAUUUUAUCUUCAUGUUGUUAGUAUAAAUAAUGGAUUCUGUAUAAAUACAUGUAGAUUAGCUUUAUAUAUUAUAGCGUGCCUUAGAUUAAACAACGAUAUUUAUGACCUGAGAAACACGCACUACAACUUUAUAGCAUUAAAAAUGUGUUGUGACUGAUGAUGAGAUGUAUAUAUAAAUUUACUGUAGGUGUAAGUCUGGCCUUCUUGUUGGUUAUUUUCAUGGUGGACAGCCACAAAAGAGUAAGAACAAUGCAAACUCCUGUUUCAUACUUUGACUGAGAAUUUUCAGUCGAAUUCAUUUCUUUGCACUAUAUCGCCUUUCCAAAGAUUGCAGUUGUGAUCUUUAUAUUGAUUAACCAUUAUAAUUAAUAAAUCUAAGCAAAGAGCCAGAGAUUUCAGACCUCGUAGAUGUAUGAAUGGUUAAAUAUAGUGAUUUCAGACUUUGUAGAAUGGUUAAAUGUAGUAGAAAUAGAAUUCUCACGAUGUUCAUUAUUAUUUAUAUUUGUGUCAUUAUAGUUUUGCUCUAAUAAAAUAAGGAAUUGUCAGUUUAACUUUAAUUCGAUUGAACUAAUGUAGGCUACAUGUAAAUUCAAUAAUACAGAUAAUCUAAUUAAAAUUUAGUUCCAAUUUCGUUUUCUUCAUCAUUGAUUGUGAUCAAUCCACCCAAAACAAAACAGUUCUAGGUAAUUUCAAUGAGAGAAGCUAUUAAUGAAAUUAACAAUUAAUUAUGACCUAAUAGUUUUAAUACUCUUAUUAACUGAGCAGGAACCAUGCAUGUUAAGUUUCACUUGUAUUUUAUUGUCAAUGUAGUUUCAUAUUCUGUAUAUAUUUCUCCACUAUCCAGUUAUUAGUAUCAUUUAUUUGAUAAAGUAUCCUCAUUGAAACCUUGCAUAGUAGUAAAAUCCAUUAUUGUAUGUACUAAUUGGAAGAAAUUAUUAUAUAUUAUUUUAAAUAAUGGUUGUAAUAUAUGACAGUGUGUAGGUUUGUAAGGUAUAUUUUAUUCUACUCUUUUAAUUUUUAAUAGAAGUCUUUUCUUACAUAAUUUUUGUUCAAUCGGACCCUUUUUAAAUCUAUGCCCUUUGAUAGUUGAAGGUUAAUGUCAUUUGUUUACAAUCAAUUUGAUUUGUGAUGUCUUCUUGAUUACGCAAAGUAUCCCUUUUAGUCAGUGUUCAUUAUAUUAACAAAUCAAAGCUACAAAAUUAUCACCUUAGAUUACAAUCCACUAAUUAAAUGAACAUUAAAUUACCUUUACAGCUUCUCAAUAUCUUAACGUAACUGUAUUAGUGCUCCCUGCUUACUCAUAUUCAAAUGAUCAUAUUUGAAUAGUUUUUCAAAGCUUCUGUUCACAUUUUUUUUUGUCUCCUAUGAAGUAUUUGAUAAUAUUUGUCCAAUAAAAACAAAUAAUAUUGAAAAAUAAAUAAAUGAUGAAACAUUUUAUUUGAAAGAUUCAUCAUUUUUAGAAAUAGGAAAUUGCAUCAAAAAUAAUCCACAAAUUGAACAGGUUAAUUGAAUUGACUAUUUGUAUAGCAAUUGAAUUAUGACUUACAAAUCUGUAAGAAAGGAUUUAAAUAUGAAGUUUCAAUUCCAUAAUAUCAAUUGCAAUAUCCAUGAAUUCAACAAAAUAGUUGAAUUGACAGUUUAUUGUUCAAUGUAUCGAUUUUGUCCUCUUUAGUAUGUAUUUGUAGUGUAUGAUGGGUAGUUUUAAUGUAUGCCAGAAUUUUUAUGUUUAUUUCUAAGACAAAUGUUGAUAAUACUGACACCACUUGUGUCUAUCUAGCUUUAUAUUUGCAUAAUAAAACAAAUCCUAUUUUAUUGUUUACCUUAAAGAUUUGCACCAUUCAUUGCAUAUAAUAUUCUUAUAAAAUAGCUUUCUUUAAUGUAUUUAUAAUCUAUGCAAGUUACAUGACCAGUGAGAUAGAAAAAUAGUUGUAUUGCAACCGUAUGACAAAACAUUAUAUUUCUUAGUGUUUUAAGACUUGCUAUUAUCUUUGUAGAUCUCUUCUGUUUCUCUUGUGUCUAAGAGAAGAGGAUUAUUAUUGAUUUUAUAAGAAGAUUAAAUGGGCUUUUCGCUAAUCUCUGUACUUAUGAUUUGCAAAUCGAUGAUAAUUAGGAAAGCAAAUUUUACAGAGAACUUACAGUGAAACCAGUAUAAUAAGUGUUCGUACAGAAUGGGUAAACUGCCUCUCUUCAUAACAAGCAUUUAUAGUUAUACUAGAAAGAAGCAAAACCUCUUUGAUUUAGGUCAAAAUGAUGUACCGGUAUUGAAUUCGGUUGAUAUUAUGUGUCAUUAUCUGUCCGUUAGUUUCAUUUUGGCGUAUUGUGUCUACACUUUUGGUCAAUUAUAUCUCAACAUCUAUGGACAUAAAAAAAUUUAAUGUAGACAGAUUUUUCUCCCAAAUAACAAAUUUAUACAUCAAAUCCAAUGAUAUCAAGACUUUUACUUUUUACCCUGAUCAAAGUGUUUUCGCUAUUAUUACACUUUUGAUAUAUACUCUUCAAAAAACGUAGGGGAUAUUCAGAAACAAUACAAAACUGUGGAAAUGCACUGCUAUUUUUAUUAGAGGUAACCAGUGUAUGUUUAUAACAGGCCAAUUGCCUACACAUGAAGAUAAACAGUUCAUAUGGGCGGCUUAUCUGACGGACCCAUUUCACUCGCAAAGAGAUACACUGUCAAAAGUGAAAAUGGACGUUUUUGAUUUUUGUCAUAAUAAUAGGUAAUUGCUCCACCAAUCCUCAGACAUUCAACAAUUCGUCCUGGCAUGCUCAUUGCUCCUAAUCAACCGUCCAAUCACGAUUUGGGGCAAUCUAAACCACUGCUCUUGCAGUGCCACGGCCAAUUCUUGCAGUGUUGUCGGUUGAUGUUGACGUCAACGAACACCGUCUCCCGAUCAUGUCCCAGACAUGCUCUAUAGGGGAAAGUCGGGACUUGUGGCUGACCAAGG